ACCACUGAAUCCCCUGAUCGCACACAAUCCGACUCAAUCUCCUUCUCAAGAAUUUUUUUGUUCAAAUUGUUGUCAAAAAUAAUUGACAUAAUUAUCACUGCUAAAAAAGCAUAAUAAUCUCUCUAUCCCUUCAGAAUUUUUCUCCGUUUCUGGACUGAUCGAUCCUUAUAGCUUUCUAAUUGUUGUAGAAGAGUUUGUUACUCUCUGGCUUCCGCCAUGGCGGCUUCGGAGCUCGCAACGUAUCGUGCACAGUUGAAGCAGGUUGACGCAGCGUUAAUAACAGAUGCUGAAAACGAGGAGCUGCUGAAGUUGAAGGCUGAUCUUCAGGAUGUCAUCACUCUGACAUUGGACUUGGUCAAACUUAAUCAGGGCGAUAAGAGUGCGGAGUUAACAUCCGAAGUAGCUACUGGCGUUAGCUGUCCGUACUCUAUAGGCGAUGAAUGCCAAGCAGUAUGGAGCAAGGAUGGGAACUACUACGAUGCUAAAGUAGAGGAAAUUGCUGAAGACAGACAGACAUGCACCGUAUCAUUUGAUGGUUGGUCGACUAGCGAAGUUGUGCAGGUGUCGUCGCUGCGUUUGCGUGAAUCACGGAAGAGAUCUGCGGCGGUGGCAGCGGCUGCAUCGAGCACCGAGACGGAGGCAGCAAGCAGUGCGGCGGCUGCUGCUGCACCUGAUGAUAUUGACGGCGAAGAAGUGGAGAAUGAUGCUGACGAAGGAGAGCUUGCAGCAUCAGGUGGUGCUGCGCUUGGCGUGAAGAAGAAGUCACGUGCUGACUAUAUGAAAGAACGAGAAUACCGGAAAAACAGGCAAUUGAAGAAGAAACAGAGAUUAAAGGACAUGGAAGAAGCCAGAGAAAAAGAGAAGAAUAAAUGGCAGAGCUUUCAGAAAAAGAGUUACCGUGAGAAAGGCGGCGGCCUCAACACAAAAUCAAAGAAGAGCAUAUUUGCUACACCGGACAGCAUCAAGGGAAAGGUUGGUGUCGGCACAUGUAACAUUGGAGGCCAGGAUAUGACCAAGUACACAUCCCCAGACAAGUAUCAGCAGCGCUUCUAAACCAACCUGUCUGGCACAGGAAUUUUACGGUAUAACGUGGGCUUGCCAUCAGUAGCAGUUAUUUUCUGGGAGUAUGUGCAUACUCGCCAGGAGGCAGGCCGAGAGCAGGCCCUUAGUUCUUGUAUAUAUUUCCCUGCUGUACAUAUCUGUUCAGGUGUUUUGCUCUGUAAUAUCCUACUCCCCACUGUGCACAUACCCCCCUCCCUCCACAGUCAUUGUCCUUUAUCGUGCAUACAGACUGCCUAAAACUACUCUGCUGGUGCAUAUUUUUACUUUAGUCCACUUUCGUAGCAACUGGUUGCCUAAAAUAUUAGUUGAGAAGUGCCCAAAAGGCUAUCCACGUGAUUUGCCCUGUAUUUUCACUUCUUGCUUCCAGUGCACCGCUAUGCUGUAAAUUUCUCUGUGUGAUUUCUGUAUGCUAUUGGUCAAAUUAUGCUUCUUGUGGUGGUGCCAAGGCACCAAAAAAUAAAUAAAAAACCUUCCCGAUGGAAA
This is a messenger RNA of Sycon ciliatum, 1545 nucleotides long. RefSeq names its product survival of motor neuron-related-splicing factor 30-like. The record is from RefSeq and is a predicted model, not a curated record. Gene Ontology annotation, cellular component: cytoplasm; nucleus. Lineage: Eukaryota; Metazoa; Porifera; Calcarea; Leucosolenida; Sycettidae. Bases 217 to 1053 code for a protein of 278 amino acids. Gene Ontology annotation, molecular function: RNA binding. The transcript is spliced from 10 exons. Gene Ontology annotation, biological process: mRNA processing.